GGGGGAAAAGAGGGUUCUUUUGAGACUAAAUCAUGGCUUGGAAUUCUAUUGUUGUCACUUUGCAUAGCGCUAAGGCUGGUAAGUCUAUGUAGCCUUUUGCGAUGGGCUCUGGUUAUGAUGGCGGUGCCUCUAGUAGGCAUACAUGGAAAUAAAUUUUUGGGUAUCGCAUCUUUUUUUUCUUUCUCUCUUCCGCCGCCUUCUUCUUCUUCCUCUUCUUCUUCUCCAGAAGUGUGGCAUCUUCUUUUGUUUUGUUUUUAUUCAUAACGCCCACCCCCUCCCCAACCCAAUUUGUGCCAUGAUAUCCCGUUCCCACGUUGUAAAUUCCAAAAUGUCAAAAUGCGAAUGAAACAAGCGAAACUCGUUGGAAAAUGAUAUGUCUU
Bipolaris sorokiniana ND90Pr is the source of this 380-nucleotide messenger RNA. RefSeq lists its product as uncharacterized. The transcript has a single exon. NCBI's taxonomy places the organism in Eukaryota, Fungi, Ascomycota, Dothideomycetes, Pleosporales, Pleosporaceae. Bases 143 to 346 code for a protein of 67 amino acids. The record is from RefSeq and is a predicted model, not a curated record.